Ostrinia furnacalis (Asian corn borer) is the source of this 734-nucleotide messenger RNA. Its product is annotated as succinate dehydrogenase cytochrome b560 subunit, mitochondrial. The coding region runs from base 92 to 637 and encodes 181 amino acids. The transcript is spliced from 4 exons. Gene Ontology annotation, molecular function: electron transfer activity. NCBI's taxonomy places the organism in Eukaryota, Metazoa, Arthropoda, Insecta, Lepidoptera, Crambidae. Gene Ontology annotation, cellular component: membrane; respiratory chain complex II (succinate dehydrogenase). Gene Ontology annotation, biological process: tricarboxylic acid cycle; mitochondrial electron transport, succinate to ubiquinone. The record is from RefSeq and is a predicted model, not a curated record.
GCGUGCUGGCUGUCAAACAAACUGUCAAAUUGUACUUCGUCAGACUCAGUGAAGCCUACGACGUAAUAAAUAGUACAUUUACAAAUAAACAAUGGCGUUCUACAGCUGCAGCAGGUUAGGCACAAAGUCUUUGCUAUCAACUUUAGGCAGGUUUCCUGCUACGUUGAGCUCUGUGAACUACGCCCAGGCAGCGGCUGGAGUGCCUAAAGUGACUUACAAAAAGUUUGAGCCUCCCCAACUUGAGCAUCAUGAUGUCAGAAACGAACGACUCAAGCGCCCCAUGUCCCCACAUCUGACCAUCUACGCCCCACAGUUGACUAGCAUGACUAGUAUCACACAUAGAGCUGCAGGUAUGAUUCUCUCUGGAUAUGCCAGCGUUCUUGGUAUCGGAAUCUUGGUAUUGCCAAACGACAUUUCUCACUACAUCACCAUGAUCGAAGGCCUCAACCUGUCCCCAGCGACACUUUUCUUAGCAAAAGCAUUAAUCGCAGCCCCUCUUGGAUACCACUUUGCUAAUGGUAUCAGACAUCUCUACUGGGACACCGCCAAAGGUCUAACAAUUAAGGAAGUUUACGCUACUGGAUACGCAAUGCUGGCAGCAUCCGUUGUAAUAACCCUGAUCUUAGCUGCAUUAUAAGUCUCACUCGGUACAAAACAAAACUACAUGAUAUGGGUAUUAUUUAUUUAUUAUCAUUACCAUUAUAAGCGAUGUAAUUAAAAUUCAUAAAUUCAGA